Molecule: messenger RNA, 2560 nt
Organism: Oncorhynchus keta (chum salmon)
Lineage: Eukaryota; Metazoa; Chordata; Actinopteri; Salmoniformes; Salmonidae
Product: ras-related protein Rab-26
Exons: 10
Coding region: 372-1211 (279 amino acids)
Cellular component (GO): endosome; Golgi apparatus
Molecular function (GO): GTP binding; GTPase activity
Source: RefSeq, a predicted model, not a curated record
AUUGGUGUGAACCGUGCGCGCCACGGUUUGUACACGUAGUGCUAUUGAGGGAGAGAGCGCGAGAGAGAGCUGUCAAGAGUCUGUUUAGAUGUCUGCACAGUUUGAGCUGGCAGGGGAUUUACUCACCAAUUUCCAACGGACAAGGAAAGCUAUAAACUCGCACAUGCGCAUAUCGAAAAAUCGACGCGGAUAUGUAGCCUACACAUUCAUGAUUUUUACGCACAGGUGAAAAGUAAUGUUUUUCUUAUCGUAGAUUAUCCAAAGAACAUAGGACAGUGAUAUAGUCUCAGAUCAGUGAACAUCAUAUUUCUAGCCUAGUUAUUGCACAAAUAAUUAUAGACAACACGCGGGAACACCGUUAACAGUGAAACAUGUCCAGGAAAAAGACCAUGAAAGGCAAGGGGAGCUCCAAAAGCUCGACUUCAUCUCCGAACAACAACAAAGACACCGGGAAAAGUGGGAGAGGGAUCGGAGCCUCGGCCCCAUCCAACGGAGUGGUCUAUCCGAGCCGCCCCUCGCUCAGCAACAGCGGGGAGUUUUAUGAUAUCGCUUUUAAGAUGGUGAGCCCAGCUAGGAGCGAAAGAGGAGUGAGGUUUACCAGGUCUCGCCUUCCUUUCGUCCCUCUUCCAAACCAAGUGAUGUUGGUGGGAGACUCAGGUGUAGGGAAGACUUGCCUGCUGGUUCGCUUCAAGGAUGGAGCUUUCUUGGCCGGUAGCUUCAUCUCUACUGUUGGCAUUGACUUCAGGAAUAAAGUGUUGAACAUUGAUGCGCUGAAGGUCAAACUGCAGAUCUGGGACACUGCUGGGCAAGAAAGAUUCCGCAGCGUCACACACGCCUACUACCGUGACGCUCAUGCUCUCCUCUUGCUCUAUGAUGUCACUAACAAGGCCUCCUUUGACAACAUCAAGGCAUGGCUGACAGAGAUCCAUGAGUACGCUCAGCAGGACGUGGUGCUAAUGCUGCUGGGGAACAAGGCUGAUGCAACACACGAGAGAGUGGUGAAGAGAGAGGAAGGAGAGAAACUGGCCAAGGAGUUUUCUGUGCCCUUCAUGGAGACCAGUGCUAAAUCUGGCCUGAACGUGGAGCUGGCAUUUACAGCUGUGGCCAGAGAGCUGAAGCACAGGUCACUGAAGGAGCCUGAUGAACCAACGUUUCAGCUUGAAGAUUAUGUCAACAAGGAGAUGAAAAGUGCUGGGUGCUGCCGCACAUAAACCUGUUCUUUCUGUGUGUGUGUGUGUGUGUGUGGCUGUGGCCUAUUGGCUAUGAGUCUGUCUCGCGUGUGUGUAUAUGUCUACCGGUGUAUAAAGUGUGUGUCGCUGUUUCCCUUUCCCCAUGUGCGUGUGUCUGAUACGUUUUUAACAGUGGUGGUUGUGUAUGUAUGUGUAUGGUGUACGAGUGAAUUCAUAAUGCGUCAUCUUCUGCCCCCUACUGUAUGAUAAAAGGAUGACAGUUUCAGUGCAUCGGUACAGUAAGAAUCACAGCCUAUUAGUCUUAUCAAACUCAUUCAGUAAAGACCACCAAAGUAGACAUCAAACACUAGAUGAAGGCGGAGCAUUUCAUGUUACAGUACCUCUGUGUCAUCUUACACAUUCUCUGAUGAUUUCUCUUCCCGGUGAUAUUUUGUGUACUCAUCCAAGUCCCCCCCCCCACCCAACUGCAGAACUCUCCUGACCCACCUCUUCCUGCAGCUGUGAAUGUAUCGAAACUGUCCCCAUUUGUACCCCUUCGCUCUAUCCUCGUUUGGAUCCAUCGUUCAUGAUCCAUUGGAGUCCUUUUGUGCAAUAUUACUAAGAAAGUAUGUGGUGUAUAUAUUUUAAAUGAAAUGUAUAAUCUAGAGCUUUAUAGUUUGCAUUACUUAUACAUGGUUGUCCUGUUGAGGCCAAAUGGAACACGGUGUCAAGUGAUGUAGAAAGUCAAGAGAUUGUCAAGUAGCAGAACAAGACACUGUGGGCUGUUUAUACAAUUCAAAAUGUGCAUUGAAGCAAGAUAAUAUCAGUAUGGAUCUUUGUAAUCUAUAACACUCUAUGGAAGGGUUUGUUCAAAUGUUUAAAUGUUGUUUAUGUGUUUCUGUACAGGGUGUCCAACAUCAUGUUAUUGAUAUUCUGGAGGCAAAACAUCUGUCCUGUAUUUGAAUACAGUAUUGUUCAGUAUACCUACCUUGACUUUAUUUCAGAAAUGCUACAAUUGUAACUAUAUCAUUCUUUUCCGAACCAUGGUAUUUUGAAGAGAUGCACAAAUCUGACCUUCGUAUCGAUUUACAACACUUUUUAAUUCAGUGGAUUCAUCAUUCUGGACGUAUAAAGAGAAAUGUAUGUAAUUGCCUAAUGUAAAUGAUAUCGAGUUUCAUACUGUAUUUUGUUCCUGUUUAACUGAAGUACUAUGAUGCUCAAUGAAAGAAUAUUGCUGGAAUAUUGAAUAAUGUACAGAGGGCAGCAAAUCGUUCAAUGUUUUGAUCAUAGAAAAGUGUCCCUACUGUACUUCUAUAAUCCACUCAGACACAGUAAGUACAUUUUUUUCUAUGUAACUUCAGUACUCACAAUAAAGUUUAAGAUGCACAGUA